UUCUAUAUAAACAUAGUAAAAGUUGACGAAGGUAGAAUACAUUUAUUCUGAGAGAAGAAGGAAAAACAAAAGAAAGAUGAAGACCAUUAUCCUUUUUGUAACAUUUCUUGCUCUUUCUUCUUCAUAUCUAGCAGAUGAGACAGAUACUGAAUUUCAUUACAAACCCGGUGAGUUAGCCGAUCCCUCGAAAUGGGGCACUAUCAAGCCUGAAUGGAAAAUUUGUGGGACAGGGAAGAAGCAAUCGCCAAUCGAUCUUUCUCCAAAAAUAGCACGCAUUAUCCACAACUCUACAGAGAUUCUUCAGACAUAUUACAAACCAGUGGAGGCUAUUCUUAAGAACCGUGGAUUCGACAUGAAGGUUAAAUGGGAAGACGACGCAGGGAAGAUCGUGAUCAAUAAUACUGACUAUAAAUUGAUUCAAAGCCACUGGCACGCACCUUCAGAGCAUUUUCUGAAUGGAGAGAAAUUUGCCAUGGAACUUCACAUGGUACACAAAAGUGCAGAAGGACACUUGGCAGUUAUAGGGGUUCUCUUCAGAGAAGGUGCACCAAAUGCUUUCAUUUCACGGAUAAUGGACAAGAUCAAUAAGAUCGCAGACAUACAAGAUGGAGAGGUCAGCAUUGGAAAGAUAGAUCCAAGAGAAUUUGGAUGGGAUCUUACAAAAUUUUAUGAAUACAGAGGUUCGCUCACCACCCCUCCUUGCACAGAAGAUGUCAUGUGGACCAUCAUCAACAAGGUGGGGACUGUUUCAAGUCAGCAAAUUGAUAUGCUGACCGAUGCUCGUCGCGGUGGUUAUGAGAUGAAUGCAAGACCGCCUCAGCCGCUGAACGGACGUCUGGUUUAUUUAAAUGAGCAGUCCACUCCAAGUCCAACACUAAAUAUACCACGAGUUGGUCAGUACUGA
Capsella rubella is the source of this 904-nucleotide messenger RNA. Its product is annotated as alpha carbonic anhydrase 3. The transcript is spliced from 7 exons. Lineage: Eukaryota; Viridiplantae; Streptophyta; Magnoliopsida; Brassicales; Brassicaceae. Gene Ontology annotation, molecular function: zinc ion binding; carbonate dehydratase activity. The coding region runs from base 77 to 904 and encodes 275 amino acids. The record is from RefSeq and is a predicted model, not a curated record.